ACCAUAUCAUCAUCCACCAUAUCAUCAUCCACAAUAUCAUCAUCCACCAUAUCAUCAUCUACCAUAUCAUCCACCAUAUCAUCAUCCACCAUAUCAUCAUCCACAAUAUCAUCAUCAUCCACCACAUCAUCAUCAACCAUAUCAUCAUCCACCAUAUCAUCAUCCACUAUAUCAUCCUUCAGCACCCCUUCCCUGAGGUUUAGUCGUAGACCGAUAUUGUCUAUUUCUAGCGUGUCAACGUCUGUCAAUGUCUAG
Molecule: messenger RNA, 255 nt
Organism: Physella acuta
Lineage: Eukaryota; Metazoa; Mollusca; Gastropoda; Physidae
Source: RefSeq, a predicted model, not a curated record